Molecule: messenger RNA, 3895 nt
Organism: Zootermopsis nevadensis
Lineage: Eukaryota; Metazoa; Arthropoda; Insecta; Blattodea; Termopsidae
Gene: Vrp1
Product: Verprolin 1
Molecular function (GO): actin binding
Source: RefSeq, a predicted model, not a curated record
UACCUUGUAGUAAUGGCCGAAAAUUCUCGCACGAAGCGUAUUUCUUGAGAGUGGUCAGAAGUAAUUAAAAUUAAUUUGAAUGUUACUGGUACAUGAUAAUGUACGUCCACAUAUAUUUGUAUAUGAAUAAAAGUGACAGUGCUUAAAAUAGUGUCAGAAUUUCCCAUAGUGGGUGAGGUGGGAUUAGCAGUAUGCCGUUUCCGCCCCCUCCACCUCCACCUGGGCCACCAGCACCGACAUUUGGGAGAGGAGGCCCCCAAACUUUACAUGCAGAUGGAGAAGGUAGAAAUAUUUUGCUGGAUUCUAUACGUCAAGGAACCACGUUGAAGAAAACUGUUACAAAUGAUCGUAGCUCACCCAUGAUAGGUCAAGUGAGCAGUGUCUCCAACAGUAAUAAUAAGAGUAGCAGUAGCAGUAAUCCUAGAAGCAACAAUUAUGGAGGUGCUUCAGACAUGUCACGAAAUGGGCUUGGUGGACUUUUUGCAGGUGGAAUGCCCAAACUGAAGCCCACUGGACGAGGAUACAAUGCCAGUAACACGUCUCAGAGCAUGUCUAGAAGCUCAGGAUCAGAAAAACCCAGUUUAUCAUCAUCACAGAAUGGACUAAGCAGUAAAGUGCACAUACCGUCUGCUAGUCCUGGAUGUGGUCGGAAUCAGCAUGGCUGUGCUCCAAAAAAUCAUAAAUCUGUCCUCAGUAGACCUGGAUUCAAGUUCAAUGAAACAUCUGCGACAGGGAGCGAAGAUCCUGUCCGCAGACCGUUUCCAGGAGAUGUUAAAAACAGAGGGCCUCCCCCGCAGCCUCCUCCAUCUACACAGAAACCUUCUAUGCCUACAAGCACAUCAGAUUCUGUACUGACAGGCAGUAGCUCAGCUUUAAAUGUACGGACAGGAAGUAACAGCACUUUCAACAACCAUGAUCACGUGAAUAACCGAAGCUUCCUACAUAGUGGUGGUCCUCCUUCCCUUCCCAGCAAACCACCUGUAGGGGGUUACGGUAAGCCAAACUUGGCACCCAAACCUCCUGGUAUUGCUCCAAAUGCUGCCAGCAUCACCAAUAAACCGUCGCCACCUCCUAAGAAACUAAUAGUAAAUGGUACAGUGGGAAACACAAAUAGACCUCCUGUGACACGUGCACAGAGUAUGCGUGUGCCAAGAUCACCGCCUGUUGCUCCUCCUCAGGGUCCUCCUUUUCCACCAUCAACAAAGAAUCUAGGGAAUUACCGUGGAGGCAAUUCAGUUUUACCAUCAUUCCAUCAGUCCCAGGACUCAUUACAUCAAUAUCGUACAAAUCCUCCUCCUCCCCCAAGAACUGCAACAUUGCCCUCAAAUUUAAGUCAUCAUGGAUUGAAGUCAUCUGCUCCGCAACCUCCUGCAACGCCAUCUUCAGGUUUUCAUAGAUCUGGAAUGGCGCCUCCCCCAAGACCUCCUGUGGCCCGACCACCACCACCCCCAUUUCGGUCAUUAGGUGGAGGAGUAAAUCCUCCGCUAUGUCCACCACCACCGCCGCCAACAUCUGCACCACCACCACCCCCGCAUAGAACUUCACCUGCACCUCAUCCGCCCUCAGCACAGACAAGACUGGCUCCAGCCGUUCCAAGUUCUGCUCCUCCUCCUCCUCCGCCAGUUCGGAAUACUUCAAUACGAAAUGGGGCAUCAUCAUCUUGCAGUGAAAUAGAGUCCAGGUUUUCUGACUGUUUUCAUUCUGUGCAUGAAUUUCCAACUCCGCAACCGUUCCAGAGGGUUUUUAAAGUUUACAACAGUAGAAAUGUAAAACAGUUGGUAACAUAUGCUGCUAAGCAACAGGCCCCACAGCCACCCAUGCACAUCCAGUUGAGUGGCAAGAUGUACAGUAGUGAUACAUCCAACUGCUAGCAGCUUGUGCUCAGGAUGACUGCUGUUUAAUUGGUGUGGUGCUAAAAUAAUAAAGACUAAGGAGCUGCAGGUACGGUCUCAGCUUGGCCAAUAAAUGUCAAUGGGCAGACAAAUAUUACUGUAUUUUCUCAAAUACCCUUCAUUCUUGAAGAAACCAUGCACACCAUGUCUUAAGAAAUAACAAUUUUUUAUUUGAAUUGGUUGAAGUAUUAACAUAUACGUGUUGAGACUAAGCGUUCUGGUAUAUAGUGACUUUAAAUUAAAAUGUGGUGUUCUUCAUUUAUUUCUUCUGCAGCCUUGUAUUUUGCAGGAUCUGUUUUCCUGCAGUAUGAGAAUGGUGCAUGUUAAUAUUUCAGCGGCAUUGUGUCACUACUAAGAUGUUACGUGUUCAAAUCAAACAUUAAAUUGUGCAAGCUUGAGGUAAAAAUAUUUAUCACUCCACAACAUGGUGAAGAUCUGUGUCCUGUAAAUAGUCGUCCCCUGUACCGUGAUGGUCGUCAUCAGUUCCACACUUAUUAAAGCUCGUUUUAACCGACGUGGGUAGAAUUCAUGCUCACGCAUUUAUUGUCCACAUGCAAAGUGGCUUGAUUUUCCUCGGUGGUGUGAAUGUAUUUUUCCCUGUAGUUAUCCAUUUUGUGUAUUGUUUUUGCAUUGCAGCUAUAAAUAUAAUUACAUUUUUUUUUUCAAACAUUCUAACCAUCAAUCAUCAGUUUGUCUCGAAACCUUGGAUUCCAUGUUCUUUUGCUGCUGCUGCUAGGGCUUUUAACUGGCACAAUUUGAUUUAUACUGCACAUUGGAACUGCUGCUUGUUGCUUAUUUACAAUGCUUUUGUUCUCUUUCAGGAUAUUUUACUUUCUAUUCUCAGGAAGCCCUCAGACUACCAGUGCUUUGCAGUAUCAACUCUUUUGUUUCCCUUCCAUGCCAUUCCUUAAAAAUAUUUUCUAUCAGCAUGCAGUUACUGAUUUCUUCCCCUCUUGAGUUAUUUUCAGUUUUUCACAACUGUGAGAGAUCGUAAAAGCGCAUGUUUAGCAGAAUGCGUGACACCUCAGUACCUUACAGAUUAACAUCCACUUGUACUCUAUGGCUGCACUUGGUUUGGCAACAUGGAUAUACGAAAUCAACAGGAAGUUUUGACAUUUAUAAUGGAAUUUGGAAUGAUUACUGUUGCCAACAUUGUCACGAAUAAGCCACACAUUCCAUUUUUUUUUAAGGAAAAGUGUUUGGGGUAUUUGACAAAAUGCUGUAGGUAUUUAUUUUUAACUCUAGUAACUUUCUAAGAGCUUAGGUGAAUAGGUAGGCCUGUCUGUCAGUCAACAUUUAUAAUCAAUUAACUGUUUAUAAUGGAUUAAUCAAUAAAUUACUUUGCUAAUAGUGGUUCACAAUGGUUUAUUAAUUUAUUAAGUGAAUAAUAAACAUGAUAUUGAAUCUGUGACAAGAAAACAUUAAUUCAUUACAUUUUGCAGUUUGGACAGUGUGGAGACCAUUUGAUAAAGUUUUGAUGAUCACAGUAAUAUUUAAGCUACAUUUUCACUUCUGAAUUGUGCAAAUUAAUGAUGUAAAAUAACAUGUAUUAACUACUUAUCAGUAACAUAAUUACUCAUCUUGAUUAAUUAGGUAUAACAGCCAUGGUAAUAACAUUAAUGUAACCACAGGUGGCCAAUUUUGAAGUUCCAGUGAACAGUCCAGCAGUCCGUUAUUGAAAUUUAUGACUGGGCAUGAUUCAAUGAGAAAGAAGUAAACAUUUGUUUUGAUAUUUAAUUUGACUUUCAAAAUAAAGUCUUCAGAUGCCAAGUGUACAAUCCAUGCUGAAACUGGUGAAUCCAAAGUAACUAGAAUGCAAGGAAAUGUUGGCAUAACUGGAUGCUGUGUACAUGUGUUUGUAAGAAGAUUAAAAAAACAGUUGUGUACAUUUGAAACCAAACCGCAUUUCUGUUCUCAAGUACACAUUCUUUGUUAUUGUCACUAAAAAUGUACAUGUGCAUUAUCUCACUGCCAUUAAAAAGAAUUGUGUGACUUAUAUGACA